UCCUUACUGGCAUAUCCAUGCGUCUUGCAAUCCUAAAAUAUCGCCACUUGUUGGAUCGAAAUUUGAAAAUUUCUUCGUCUCUGUGACUUUACCGUUUCUGGCUUGAUCUCGAGAGUGCGCCAAUUCUUGGUAUCAGCUACUUUUGCCUUCAACUAAGAACACACGAUUGGUUUAUUGAUUUUUACGAUUAAUUAGAGUUCAUCGUAUGAGGUCUGGGGUCCGUUUCGGUGAUCAUUGAGAAGUUGGAAGUAUAGGGGUAGGAUUAAUGUCAUAUGCGUUUGACGGCACCUACAGUGGCUCUAAGGUCUGAAAUGUGGUAGCAUUCUGAUAUUGGUUCAACCAAAAGCUAUGGGCAGUAGAACUACAUCAGUUCUUGAAGUAUGUUGUUGUCCUUACUGAGUAAACGUUCAUUGGAGGUUGAUUCUAGGGAUUCAUAUGGAUUUGCAUUAAGACCUCAACACGCACAAAGUUACAGACAGUAUGCUUCUAUCUACAAGGAGGAGGAAGGUGAAAGGGCGGAUAAAUGGAGAGGCUUCCUUGAACAGAUAGUCAAAUCAUCUCAAUCAUGUUCUUCUGAGAAUAAGCUCGAAGAAAUAUCUAAAGCUAAGGGUAGUGAGAUUAAAGAAGGGACAGGUUCCAGUAUCAGGAAGUCUUGUGAAGGGACUGAGUUAGAAGAAGAGGUAAGCGCAGAGAGGGUAAGUGAAGGAAAUGAUUUGAGUUUGGAGAAAUAUUGUGAAGGGACUGAGAUAGAAGAGGAGAGAGGUGCAGAGUGGGUAAGUGAAGGGAAUGAUUUGAGCGGGAGGAAGUCUUUUAAAGGUACUGAGAUAGAGGACGGAACAAAUCUAGAGAGGCAAAGAGAAGCAGAGGAGUUAAGUGACAGGAGGGCUGCUGAAGGUACUGAGAUUAAAGAAGGGAAAGAAGGGACAAUUCCAGCAAGGGUUAGUGAAGGGAAUGAUUCAAUUGGCAAGAAGUCUGUUUCUGAUGGUUCAUCAGCAAGUAGUUCUGAAAAGGAGGUGCACUGUCCAGAAGAAAGAAAGGCCCGUAAGGUUCAAACCUGGAAUGAAAUUAGGCCUUCUCUUGCUGCCAUUGAGAAACUCAUGAGUAAUCGUAUCAAUAAAGUAAAGAAAAUUGAAGUUGGGCAGACAAAUGUUAAAUAUGAUAAUUUUCCAUCUAUAGAAGAGUCUAAAUGUCUAGAAGUGGUGUCUGAGGACGUCGUUGAGGAAAAGGCCUGCAUGCAAGAGAUGCUAGAUAGCAAUAUCAAUGACUUGAGGGAAGGAAAUGCUUUAAAGGAUCAUGACUCACCUGAUUUUUACUCUCAGCUGAAGGAAUUGGAGACCCUAGUCCAGGGAGGAGUGCCAAAGGAUCUCAGAGGAGAGGUAUGGCAAGCAUUUGUAGGAGUGAAGACACGUAGGGUGGAAAGCUAUUAUGAGGAUCUGUUGGCUCAAGAAACUGACAGUAGUGAAAGGAAGGAGCAGGAUGAUUCAUCUGGUGCAUUAGGGAAAUGGAGAAAGCAGAUUGAGAAGGAUAUACCAAGAACUUUCCCAGGACAUCCUGCUUUGGAUGAAAAUGGCAGGAAUUCCUUAAGGCGUUUACUCCUAGCAUAUGCUCGGCACAACCCCUCUGUUGGUUACUGUCAGGCAAUGAACUUCUUCGCUGGUUUGUUGCUGCUUCUUAUGCCCGAGGAAAAUGCAUUUUGGGCAUUGGUGGGCAUUAUUGAUGAUUAUUUUGAAGGUUAUUAUACAGAGGAAAUGGUAGAAUCCCAGGUAGACCAGCUUGUCUUUGAGGAAUUAAUGCGUGAAAGAUUUCCCAAGCUGGUUAGUCAUCUGGAUUACUUGGGAGUGGAGGUGGCCUGGAUAACUGGACCCUGGUUUCUAUCAAUCUUUGUAAACAUGAUUCCUUGGGAAAGUGUUCUUCGAGUUUGGGAUGUGUUACUAUUUGAAGGGAACCGUGUAAUGCUAUUCCGGACAGCCCUUGCUCUGAUGGAUUUAUAUGGUCCUGCAUUGGUUACGACAAAAGAUGCAGGUGAUGCAAUUACUCUAUUGCAAUCACUUGCCGGCUCAACAUUUGAUAGCAGUCAGCUCGUCUUUACUGCUUGUGUAAGUUUUCUAGCUGUGACCGAGGCCAGAUUACAGGAACUGAGAGAAAAGCAUCGGCCAUCUGUACUAGUUGUUGUGGAGGAAAGGUCUAAAAAGGGGCGAGUCUGGAAGGAUUCCAAAGGGCUUGCAUCUAAACUGUACAGUUUCAAGCAUGACCCAGGAUCACUGGUAGAAGAAAUGAAAACCAAUGAAGGAAAUGAUAUGGAAAAUGUUGGCGACAAAUCACAGUUGGAAUCCCCUUCCUCCAACUUGGAUGAACUGCUCAAUAGCCUCAAUGUUGAUUCGGAAGUAGAUUCUCUUCCAGAUCUCCAGGAACAGGUGGUUUGGUUGAAGGUCGAGUUAUGCAGAAUGCUAGAGGAGAAAAGAUCUGCUAUAAUCAGAGCGGAGGAGCUAGAAACAGCGCUUAUGGAGAUGGUCAAGCAAGAUAAUCGACGGGAACUGAGUGCCAGGGUCGAGCAAUUAGAGCAGGAGGUAGCUGAGCUACAACAAGCCCUUGCUGAUAAGAAAUUACAAGAAACCGCCAUGCUGCAGGUGCUAAUGCGGGUAGAGCAGGAGCAAAAGGUUACUGAAGAUGCUCGCAGAAGAGCUGAGCAAGACCUUGCUGCUCAGAAAUAUGUAGUUCAUAUGCUUCAGGAAAAGUAUGAUAAAGCCAUGGCAUCGAUCAAGGAGAUGGAAAAGCGGGUUGUUAUGGCUGAAAGCAUGUUAGAGGCCACCCUUCAAUAUGAAUCUGGGCAAUCGAAGGCACUUUCUCCAAGGGGCGAUCGGUUACCAAGCCCAAGAAUUGAAAUACCCCCGCCAAAAUUACGUCUACUAAAUUUUGGACUGGGUUGGCGUGACAAAAACAAGGGCAAGCCGACUAACGAAGAGGAAUGCAGCGAAAGUCAGUCUAACGACGAGGAGCAGACGCCGUCACUACCAGCAGGGAAUUCCAUAACCAAGGACAAGAUGGAUACAUAGCAGUGCCAUCUUGACUGAUUACAUGGAAAUUCACCCUUUUUUUCAAAUUAUUACUACAGCUCCCUUCGGUAAUUUGGUGGCUAUGGUGUCUAAACCGGGGGAACUAUCCUUUUGUAUCAUCUUCAAAAUCCAAUGGAUAAAUUAAUAAUCUAUCCUGUUAUCUACUUUAGUCAGUCGUACAAAUAUGAGCAGUUUUGGCAGGGGAAAAACUUGUAUGCAGUUCUUUAUCGUUGUUAUUAUAUUAUUUUUUUAAAAUUAAACAUGGUAUGUGUAUAAUAAAUGUAUCAUUUUUUUAAAAAAA
This is a messenger RNA of Neltuma alba, 3354 nucleotides long. Its product is annotated as GTPase-activating protein GYP2. Bases 381 to 3053 code for a protein of 890 amino acids. The transcript is spliced from 18 exons. Gene Ontology annotation, biological process: regulation of GTPase activity. The record is from RefSeq and is a predicted model, not a curated record. NCBI's taxonomy places the organism in Eukaryota, Viridiplantae, Streptophyta, Magnoliopsida, Fabales, Fabaceae. Gene Ontology annotation, molecular function: GTPase activator activity; small GTPase binding.